AUGCGUCCCGCCAUGCGUCUGCCCCUCCGGGAGGCAUUGUAUGUUUGCUCAAACUGCAGACAAGAAGUCACACCACGAGUCAUCUCGCCGCUUACCCGCCAAUUCCGCCGCUCUGCCUCCUCCGAUUCCCCGACCUUCCUCGAGCGCACUCGCCGCAAGCUCUGGAACACAGAGAAGCCGCCCGGUGCAGCGGACCCAUAUACCGGCGAGUCGCAGCUUGCGCGGGGGGCUGAGCCGGAGGAGGGAUUGGCUAAUGGUGAGGUGAAGGAAUCGGAGACUCUGGCAACGGGUGAUGGCUAUCAGCAAGCGCAGACUUGGGAUGGGUUGGAUGUCAUUGGUUAUCUCCAGAAGGAUAAGUGGCUUGAGGAAGGUCCUCGCAAGGCGGACAAGUACACUCGGUACGGAGCCAACCUGAAGCCUCGCGCUACCCUUCCCGCUCUCCGCCAAACCACCGUGGAGAUCUGUUUGAUGAGCAUGCUGGGCAAGCCUCUGGCUAGCAUUUGCGAUGUUGCCAGCCACGACAAUCAGAUCCUGCAAAUGCUUGACUCUUGCUAUGUUGAGGGAUCUAGCACCCAGCAGUGGAACACGGCCCUCCGCUUCUCGAGCCAAACGAACAUGGAGGCGCUUCUGUUUGUGUUCAACCAGAUCGGCGGAGAGUCAACAAUCAAGGUCGAGCCGUCCGAGACCCUGAUCACUGAUAAAUCCCACAAGCACGACACCCACCGCGAUCUGUCGCUCGCCGACCCUGAAGUCAAAUUUGCCUUCGUCAAGCGAUUCUCGCAGUUGAUCGGUCGCCGCAUCCCCGACAAGGCCAUUACCACAUCCCACACCGUUGGUGACAUUCUCGCCGGCAUUUCAUCUCAGCUGAAGGAGAAGCCAAUCCAGGUCACGAAGGAGCUGAACAAGCAAGCGGCUGCCGGGGCUCUCCCGGCUAACGUCAAAUUCAGCAAGAAGCGUCUGACCAAGAGCCAGAAUGAUGAGGACCACGGCCGGAAGAAGGCUAUUGUCUCCGAGAUUUACCGUCGGGGAUUGAACAUCCGCCCUGCGAGCGAUGGUGGGUUCCGAUUUAACUGA
Messenger RNA from Penicillium canariense, 1074 nucleotides. RefSeq names its product mitochondrial 54S ribosomal mL50 protein. Gene Ontology annotation, cellular component: mitochondrion. Lineage: Eukaryota; Fungi; Ascomycota; Eurotiomycetes; Eurotiales; Aspergillaceae. The coding region runs from base 1 to 1074 and encodes 357 amino acids. The transcript has 3 exons. The record is from RefSeq and is a predicted model, not a curated record.